AUGCGCUCAGCCAUCAUACUGGCGUCCACUCUUUUCGCGGUCGGCCCGACGUUCGCUGCAUACAACCUGAUCAAGGACUACUCCGGCGCGAACUUUUUCGACGGCUGGCAGUUCUAUGGUAACUACGACAACCUCACGAAUGGCGAUGUCGUCUACCUCGAUCAAACCAACGCGACCCAGGGCUCGCCCAAGCUCGCCUAUACCACUGACAAGGGCACCGCCAUUAUACGGGUAGACAACGAAACUGUUGUUCCCUACAACGAGAAGCGCAACUCCAUCCGCAUUGCUACUACGGACUUCUUCCCUAUCAGCUCCGUCUUCCUCUUCGAUGCCGUUCACAUGGCCUACGGCUGCUCUGUUUGGCCAAGCUUCUGGACGUCUGGUGCCAACUGGCCGGCAGCGGGUGAAAUCGACAUCUUGGAGGCAGUCAACUUGAUGCCCGCCAACCAGAUGGCUAUCCAUUCGGCAAAUGGCUGCACGAUCAACGGUGCGAACUGCACCGACGGCGCUGGCUGCACUGUGGGCGAGAAGAAGCCGAACAGCUACGGUGACAACUUCUCCAACGCGGGUGGAGGCCUUUGGGCCACUCAGUUCGAGACCACUGGCAUCAACAUUUGGUUCUGGAGUCGCGCAGACAUUCCUGCCUCCAUUACCAGUGCCACAAACUCCAUUGAUGUCUCUGACUGGGGCACCCCCUCGGCUUCGUACUCAACCUCCUCAACGUGCGACAUCGGCAAGUUAUUCGGUCCCCAGCAACUGAUUCUUGACAUCACGCUCUGUGGUGACUGGGCUGGUGUUCCUAGUGUCUACACACCCUCCUGCGGUGGGGAUGGGUCCGCGAACGCCUGCUACAUCAACAGCGUCAUCAACGAGGGCAAGGCUUACAAUGAUGCCUGGCUAGAAAUGAACUACGUGAAGGUCUUCGCCACCUCGGACGAUACCUUCACCGCGUCGCUGUCUGGGACCUCUACCGUCCUGUUGUCCGCCAAUGCGGGCCCGACGUCUUCAUCCGCUUCAUCCGCUUCAUCCGCCGCCACUACGACUAAAGGAAGCAACAGCACCAACAGCUCGCCCAACACCGGCGGUGGUAGCGGCGCUGCUGCUGCGAGCCCUCGGAUGUACCUUGCGUUCGCGGCGGGUACUGCGCUUUCCGUUUUCACUUGGAUGCUGCUCUAA
This is a messenger RNA of Epithele typhae, 1176 nucleotides long. Its product is annotated as concanavalin A-like lectin/glucanase domain-containing protein. The record is from RefSeq and is a predicted model, not a curated record. Gene Ontology annotation, molecular function: hydrolase activity, hydrolyzing O-glycosyl compounds. The coding region runs from base 1 to 1176 and encodes 391 amino acids. Lineage: Eukaryota; Fungi; Basidiomycota; Agaricomycetes; Polyporales; Epitheliaceae. The transcript has 7 exons. Gene Ontology annotation, biological process: glucan catabolic process.